Molecule: messenger RNA, 387 nt
Organism: Heterotrigona itama
Lineage: Eukaryota; Metazoa; Arthropoda; Insecta; Hymenoptera; Apidae
Source: the annotation of a GenBank genome assembly
CUGGUGUGCCCAGAACGCGACGAUCGGAGAGUGACCAUACAUCCGGCAACCAAGCGGCAGGUCAUUAGCCGAUUGAGGGCCGUAGUGACGGAGCACAAUACGUACGCGCUUAACGCAAAACCGGACCAGGGCAAAGUCUUCGACGCGAUUUCCUGUCAUGGAGCGAGCAAUCGCUUCAGUACAUCAGUCAUUAGCCGAUUGAGGGCCGUAGUGGCGGAGCACAAUACGUACGCGCUUAACGCAAAACCGGACCAGGGCAAAGUCUUCGACGCGACUUCCUCUCAUGGAGCGAGCAAUCGCUUCAGUACAUCAGUUUCGUCGACUGGCACUUUAUGCAUCGCGCGCACGCCUCGACGUAAUCCCUUUAAUUGGGCCUCGAUUGGGUGA